AUGUCCGAUCGCUCUAAGCUGAGGGAGGCGAGCUGCUCAAGAGUCAGCGCGGGAGCCGAGAGUCUGGAAUUGUUUUCUUCCCUGUUCACGGCUCCCCUGUGCCUGAAGAGCGUGUGCGAGAGCUGCAGAGGCACUGACAGCACUGUCAGAGGCCACUCGGCCCAUCGAGGACGGACCAGGCCGGCUCUCUGUGCACCGGUCCACCUGCCCGAACUUGAUUCCGACCCAGGGGCGUGUGCCUGUAAUGGAAACGUGAGCCGAAAUGGACUGUGGUCAUCCCUGCCCCUCAAGGAAUGCGACAAUCUUUGGUGGGAUGCUUUCGCCACGGAGUUCUUUGAGGACGACGCAGUCUUAACAGUGGUUUGCUGCCUGGAAGAUGGAUCCAAACGAUACACGAUUGGCCGGACCCUAAUCCCUCGGUAUUUCCGCAGCAUCUUUGACGGCGGAGCGACAGACCUUUACUUCACCCUGAAGCACUCCAAGGAAUCGUUGCACAGCAACCUGGUGAUCCUGGACUGUGACCUGUGCAGCAUGGUGACGCUGCACAGUCAGCCCGUCUUCACAAAGGUGUGCACAGAAGGCCGCCUCUACCUGGAGUUCACCUUCGACGACCUGAUGCGGAUCAAACACUGGCACUUCAACAUCAAGCAGAGCCGCGAGCUGCUCUCUCGUGACAACCUGCCGACGCACGACCCUCCAAUGUUGGAGCAGUUAUCGAACAGUAUCACCCGGUCUGGUCUCUCCAACUUCACCCUGAACUACCUCAGACUCUGCGUCAUUCUGGAACCCAUGCAGGAGCUGAUGGUGAGACACAAGAGCUACAAGCUGAGCCCUCGGGACUGCCUGAAGACUUGCCUGUUCCAGAAGUGGCAGCAGAUGGUGGCACCUCCCGGUGAGAGGCUGGGAAUUCUGGGAUAGACAGGCAGACAAGCC
Chiloscyllium plagiosum (whitespotted bambooshark) is the source of this 933-nucleotide messenger RNA. Lineage: Eukaryota; Metazoa; Chordata; Chondrichthyes; Orectolobiformes; Hemiscylliidae. The record is from RefSeq and is a predicted model, not a curated record.